Trifolium pratense (red clover) is the source of this 1140-nucleotide messenger RNA. Its product is annotated as wall-associated receptor kinase-like 15. The coding region runs from base 53 to 943 and encodes 296 amino acids. Gene Ontology annotation, molecular function: polysaccharide binding. The transcript has 2 exons. Lineage: Eukaryota; Viridiplantae; Streptophyta; Magnoliopsida; Fabales; Fabaceae. The record is from RefSeq and is a predicted model, not a curated record.
AACUUGUUACCUUUUCCACAUACAACAUCUUGCCCUCAUUCUAAGUCACAAAAUGAAGUUUAGCUUCCCUUCACUUCCUCUUCUAACCAUUUUCCUUUUCCUACUUCCUUCUUCAAUACAAUCUCAAAUGUGCCUAAGAAACUGUGGCAAAGAAACUCUCAAGUACCCUUUCGGUAGCGGCCCCGGUUGCGGCGACCCUCGCUUCCUGCCACAUAUAACUUGUAAUCAACAAAAACUCACAUUCACAACACACACAGGUUCCUACCCUAUAACCUCAAUUGACUAUUCCAAUCAAGUCAUGUACAUUUCAGAUCCUACCAUGUCAACAUGUUCUUGUACUUUGCCUAGCAAAGGUUUCGGCUUAGAUUGGAACGCGCCUUUUACUUUCGACGAUAGCACCAUAUUCGCUUUAGUAGAUUGUUCGAUGAACUCAUCAUCGAUAUGCAAAACAAGAAGUUAUGAUGAUGGAAGUAAUUCUAAGCUUCAAUGUGAUCAAAAUACCCAAAUUUGUGAUGUUAUGCAUUCUUGUAGGCCAAGUAGUAUUAACAUUAAUCUUCCGAUUUCGACAUGUUGUGUUUAUACACCGGUUAAUCUUGGUCCAUCAUUUGAUAUGGAUCUUGAUAAGCUUCAAUGCAGUUCUUAUACAGGUUUUUACAAUUACAAUGAUCAACAAGUUGAUCCUCAAAAGUGGAACUAUGGAAUAGCUCUUAAGUAUAAGUUUAGUGUCACAAAUGAUUAUCCUAGCUCAUGUGACGCAUGUGAAAAGAGUUAUGGAUUUUGUGGUUAUAGUGAAGUUUAUAAUUCAUUUCUAUGCAAUUGUCCUAAUGGAAUUAACACCACAACGGAUUGUUUCUUCACAUCAUCUUAUAAUCAUGGUUUUAGAAAUGGGGUUGCAUGGUUGAUUAAUGUUGUGGCAUGGUCUUUGGUUAGGCUUAUCUUGUAAGGUUUGGAUGGUAAUUACUUCAUCAACCAGGAUCAUGAACCAAGAAUGUGAAGGGUUUCAUAGUUUUGAGUAUAUGGAAUUUUCAUGGAUUGGAAGGGGGAGAUUAUGUAUGACUUAUAGAUUAAGAAAAUUAGGCCAUUCAUUUCUUGUGUCCUAUGGUGGAAAAUGUGUGCACAUGCAAUUUGUUAUUAUUGACA